CUAUUUUGGUUGGCGUGUAAUUGUGUUGACAUUCGACACGCAUUUUUUUCAAUCUCCAAUCCGGAUGUGUCACAAUGAUGUGUGAUGAUGUGACAUUCCUGUGACGCUAACUCAUCGGAUACCAGUCAUUGUCAAACCUGUUGACAUUCCGACACUGACCCGGUCGCAAUGAAGGUCGUCGUCUUCACUCUCCUAUGCGCGUGCACGUGGGUUGCGCCAUCGACCCAACAACUCGAGAACUCGGAAAUCAGCUUGACAGUGCUUGGCGGCGGUCGUCAUCCCGCCGGACGCAAUCUUCUGCUGCGGUGUGACUAUUCAAACGGGUCGGCUAUUCCAGUGGGCGUCGCCGUGUCGUGGGAGAAAGACGGUGCGUUGCUCAACUCCACCCUACUCGGAAACAGAGUGAAAUUCAUUAGAAGACAGUUGGCUAGUCGAGCGAUGAUUAUUAUGGACUCGGUCGUGAACGACUCGGGGAGAUACCGAUGCGUUGUAGGUGGACAACCAAGUCGUGAAGUGGAGAUUACUGUUGUGUUUAUUCCUGAACCUUAUGUCAAUCUGUUGAAGAAGAAUUUCUUGUGUUAUGAGGGAGACACUUUGCAUAUCCCACUAGCUACAAAGAACAUACUAGGCUUUCGAUUACUAUUCAAGGAAGAGGACGUUGGCCAUCUGCGAUACAAACACGAUUCAGAGAAUGCAACUCUGACUAUUUAUUCAAUACAACCGUCCGACAGUGGAGUGUGGAAAGUCUACGGUGGCAAUGCAGUGGGAUUUCGAAUAGUCACAUUCAACAUAACAGUCAUAGGUAACACAACGUCGAGUGUAUCCCAAGCAGCAACGAGUGUGUCUCCAACGAGUGCACCUUCAGUCAAUGUGCAUGUAAGUUUGUCUGAUGGGACGAAUGUUGGUCUCAUUGUUGGAGCGACCGUAGGCGUUUCAAUGGGUGUGCUUCUCAUCAUGAUGGUACUCGUUAUUGUGUGGCAUCGGAGUGGUAGAGCGUGUGGCAGCUACACGUUGCCCAAUGACAAUAAAAUGGAUUCGAUUACUCUAAAGGAAACUGACACGUGAUUCAUUCGUAUAUACUAGAUUUACUAUUAUAAUAAAAAGAAUAAAGCCUCUAUACACA
Molecule: messenger RNA, 1123 nt
Organism: Corticium candelabrum
Lineage: Eukaryota; Metazoa; Porifera; Homoscleromorpha; Homosclerophorida; Plakinidae
Exons: 4
Coding region: 169-1065 (298 amino acids)
Source: RefSeq, a predicted model, not a curated record